Ilex paraguariensis (yerba mate) is the source of this 663-nucleotide messenger RNA. NCBI's taxonomy places the organism in Eukaryota, Viridiplantae, Streptophyta, Magnoliopsida, Aquifoliales, Aquifoliaceae. The record is from the annotation of a GenBank genome assembly.
GUUCAUGUGGUGGAAGCCACAGCUUACACAAGCAUAUAUACUUUCACUCCCAGGACUAGAUUCUUAUAGCAAAAUGUCGCACAAAACCGCUUCUUCCUCUGCUUGCUUGUUCGUAUGCUGCUUGUUCCUCAUUUGGCUCUUCAUCGUCUCACCAGUCAUGUCUGAUCGGAUAGCGCGGAUAUUAACCUCCACACCUAGUAAUAGGCCAAGUAAGAUGGGAGUACAUGGAAGUCGGUCACCUAUAGCACAUUCUUCAACUGGCAAAAGUUCUCCUUCCUCAGUGCCUGGCAAAUCGACUUACAUUUCAUAUGGAAAUAUCUCUGCUUCUAGCUCUGUCUCCAAUACGCCGUACAACCGAGGGAGACCAUACAGCCGCGGGUGUAGUAACCUGACCCGUUGCAACGUACCUCCAUAGGGUUGUAUCGGAAAAGCAGGACCAGGCUUUUUGGUUCAGCGGUGUCAUAUGUUUGAAGCAAAAACUUUCAAAGCAAAAACUCCCGAGUGAUGUACGAUGAAUAAUUUUUUUUGUUGAAAAUACGAGAAUCUCAUAAAAUUACCGUUGUUGAAGAUUUGAAAUAUUAUGAUUUAAGAAUGCAUGCUAUGAGUCAUGAUAAUGUAUCUUACUCAAUAAAUAUAGACAAUCUUUUUUGUUUCAAAAUAAAU